CCUUCACGCUCUGCAACCAUGAAGGUCACCCUCGCCUUCGGCCUCGCCCUCGCGGCCCUCGUGUCGGCCAACCCGGCGGUUCUUCCUCAGGCGACGCCCGCCCCGCUCGCCAUUGCCCGCCAGGCCGAUGAGUCUGGCGCCAUCUCGACCGCAAUUUCUCAAGCACAGUCGGCACUGUUGCAAGGCGCGUCGGUCUUCUCGCAGCUCGGCGGCGAGCUGCCGGCGUCGCAGUCGGCGUCGUUUGCCGCCAUUUUUAGCUCGAUGUCUGGGCUACUCUCAUCCGCGAGCGCCGCCGCACCGACCGACCCGGCCAAGGCAGAGAGCAUCCUCGGAAACCUCGCCACGCUCGCGCCGCAGAUCGAGAGUGCCGCGGGCUCGCUCCUGAGCGCCAACCCUUCCGCCUUGUCCGCCAUUUCGGCAGCAUCGAGCAGCGCAUCCGCCGCCCAGGCCAGUGGAAAUUCGAAAGGCAGCAAGAAUGGCGCUGCCGCCGCCGGUGCUAGUGUCGUCGCCACUGGCCUCGCUGGUGCCGCCGCCGUUGCUGCCGCCGUCGCCAUGCUCGCUUGAGCGUAGCGGUGCCUUGUGAGAUGCAUUUGGCCACCCACGUGUUUUUGAGGUCUCCUCCAUUUGUACUCUUGUCACGGGAUAUAUAACUUCCUCCAUGC
This is a messenger RNA of Tilletiaria anomala UBC 951, 662 nucleotides long. RefSeq lists its product as uncharacterized. Lineage: Eukaryota; Fungi; Basidiomycota; Exobasidiomycetes; Georgefischeriales; Tilletiariaceae. The transcript is spliced from 2 exons. The record is from RefSeq and is a predicted model, not a curated record. Bases 19 to 564 code for a protein of 181 amino acids.